Parus major (Great Tit) is the source of this 1491-nucleotide messenger RNA. RefSeq names its product NSE4 homolog A, SMC5-SMC6 complex component (gene NSMCE4A). NCBI's taxonomy places the organism in Eukaryota, Metazoa, Chordata, Aves, Passeriformes, Paridae. The record is from RefSeq and is a predicted model, not a curated record. The coding region runs from base 321 to 1388 and encodes 355 amino acids. Gene Ontology annotation, biological process: DNA repair. The transcript has 11 exons. Gene Ontology annotation, cellular component: nucleus; Smc5-Smc6 complex.
UACGAGGAAGUAAACGUUAAAGGAACGUUGAGAGCUCGGUAACCAUCUCUGCGGCGAGCCCUGUUUGCCGUGGAACAGAGCGCGCAGCCUGCAGAACCGGAGCGGAAAACAGCGGCAAUAUGGAAGACCACGAUCGGAGCGGAGGGGCGCAACGAGCACCGGCGGUGCCCGCAGACUCCCACACGGAGGUCCUCUGAGGCUAACUGCGCAGGCUCCACUCGCUCCGCGUAUCCCAGGAAGGCCGGCACAGGCGUGAGGCGGGGAGCUCCCGGGCGCAUCCAGCGGUUCUGGGUGACAGCUGCCGCGGCCGCGCGCCCGCCAUGUCGGAGACCGGCAACAGCAGCGAGUCCUCGCCGGGCGCGCGGGACCGCCGCUCGCGCGCGCAGCACGCCCAGGAGGACACGGUGGAGGCGGCGAGCGAGGGGAUCCAGCAGCUGAACAGCGGCGAGGGCGACGACAAGGAGCUCUACAGGAUGAUCCGGAGCCAGUAUCGGGAGCUCAUCUCCAGCGUGAAGCAAAAUCGAGAAAAUAUACUGAGUUCCAAAAGCAACAGGCUGACAGAAGCUUUGGAAGAGGCCAAUAGACUUUUUGAUGGAGUUUGCCGUGCACGAGAAGCUGCACUGGAUGCCCAGUUUCUUGUUAUAGCAUCCAAUAUAGGAAAGGAGAAAGCCAAUGAGUUACACUCUGAGAUGUCAGCAUUUGAUUCAACAGCAUUUGCAGAAGACUUGCUGACUUUCAUGGGUAUAAAUCGCACAGAAGUACAAGAAACUGAUGACUCUGAGGAUGUUACAGGCGGUUUUUUACCUAGUGAUGCCUGGCAGACAAUGGGAGAAGAAGCACCCAAGUACUUCAGAAGAGCACCUACUUUUCACUACAUGAUGGGAUCUUUCAAGUCUGAAUCUCCUGUACCAAAGCAACGGAUUGAGAGGCAGAAGAAAGCUAGCAGAGGAAAAGCAGAACGGGCAAUGCCUGCUCAGUUAAAAAAAAUGGAGGAGUCUCAUCAAGAAGCGACAGAAAAAGAAGUAGAGAGGAUCUUGAGAAUACUGCAGACUCAUUUUGAAAGUGAUCCUGAUACACCCAUUUACUUCUUUGAUUUUGUGAUUGAUCCGAACUCGUUUGCACGCACUGUGGAAAACAUGUUCCAUGUGUCCUUCCUUAUUAGGGAUGGUCUUGCAAAAAUGAAGCUGGAUGAAGAUGAAUUGCCAGUAAUAGAGCCUAUAAAACUCUGCCGGGGAGGGGAGGAGGACAGCAGAGCUGGAGCACGGAACCAGGUCAUCCUAAGUCUGGACCAGAAGGAAUGGAAGGAGAUUGUAGAAAUAUUUCAGAUAAAAGAAGCCAUGAUUACCCCUCUUUCUCAGAGCACUGAAGAGGACAUGGACACAGAGUAACAAUUCAGGUGCCUUAAAGAAAAUACUUCAAAACAUUUGUUUCAACAACUGCUUUAUAUGUAUAUGUUGUAAAAUUAAAUUUAUUUUUUCUGGAACAUCUCAA